AUGUCGGCAAUUAACGAGAAGAAUGACAAAAAAUCAACGACAAUAGAACAGUUCGAUGAUGAUUGGAAAUUUCUACUUGUCACCAAAGGUUCUUUCGAUGAAGAUGUUCUCUCGAUUGAUUAUGAUGAUCAACAUUGGAAAACUAUUGAAUUACCUCAUCAUGAUCAAAGUAAAAAUGAUUCAAGUAUCUUCUAUUAUCGAAAACGAUUUGAUUGGAUCUAUGCAUUCGAUCUUCAAAAACACAUGUAUUUACAUUUCACUACGACUGAAAGUGGUGAGUCAUUAGAGAAUACAAUUGAAAUUCCCGGCAUCAUUAUUUGGUGUAAUCAACGACGUAUUUUUGAAGGAAUCUUAGGAAAUCAAUCGAUCGAUAUCACCAAUGAUGUACAAAUCAAUGCAGAGAAUAUUCUUAUUCUUUGUUCGACUGAAGGAUAUUCUCUUUCUCUCUAUGCUCGUCUCAUUAUUCCAUGUCUUCGCACGGUUCAUAUCAAUGCGAAUGAAUUGGAGUUAACGAAUGCCAAACCGCAUCAGUAUAGAUCAUUAGAUUAUACUGCUAGUUUCAACGAGAUCAGUGGAUUGAUUGAUGUAACGAUUGAUUGUUAUGAUACAAUAGAUUAUGAUGAAUUCCCACAAUCCGAAGAAAUAGAGUUCGAGUGUAUAUCCAACGAUGAUAUCGUCAGAGCGAAAAAAGCUCUGGAAAUGGGUCCUAUUCCACGUUUAGCUAUUGUUAUGUUGAUUGUGGGUACACGUGGCGAUGUUCAACCUUUUAUUGCAUUAGCCAAAGCUCUUCUUCGAUAUGGACAUCGAGUACGUUUAGCUACACAUGAAACAUUUCGAAGUUUUGUUCGUGAACAUGGUUUGGAAUUCUAUCCAUUAGCAGGAAAUCCUGCUGAUUUAAUGUCAUUUAUGGUGAAGAAUGCUGGUAUUAUUCCAUCAGUCAGUAGUAUCAUAGCGGGUGAUAUCAGUAAAAAUCGUCGUAUUAUUAGUGAAAUUCUUCAAUCAACAUGGAAAGCAUGCACUGAUGUGGAUGAUGAAACCAAAGUUCCUUUUGUCGCUGAAGCUAUUAUUGCUAAUCCACCAUCGUAUGGUCAUAUUCAUUGUGCACAAAAAUUACAAAUUCCUCUGCAUAUAAUGUUUACUAUGCCAUGGUCACCGACCAACGCAUUUCCACAUCCAUUAUGUCGAAUCAGUAGUAAUUACGGACCUAUUGAAUUGAUCAAUCGUUUAUCGUACACAGCAAUGGAAACUUUGAUGUGGUCAGGGAUGGGAGAUUUAAUUAAUGAAUUUCGUGAAGAAACUCUUCAUCUUCCAGGUCUUCAUAAUCGACAAGCCAUUCGUAUGAUGAUCGAUGAACAUGUUCCACAUACUUAUUGUUGGUCACCUUCACUUGUACCAAAACCAUCGGAUUGGCCGGAUUAUCUCGAUGUUUGUGGCUUCUUUUUUCUUGAUCUUGCAACAAAUUAUCAACCAUCAGAAGAUCUUCUUCAUUUUCUACAUGCAGGUGAUCGACCCAUCUAUAUUGGUUUUGGCUCCAUUACUGGUCAUGACUCCAGUCGUUUGUUAAAGAUUGUGUUAGACGCUUUGAAGGUGACUGGAUAUCGAGCUCUUCUCUCAGGUUUAGCAAAUGUGAACGAUUUUUUACCAGAGAAUGUCUUCAGAAUUGGUAAUUGUCCACAUGAUUGGCUUUUUCAACAUGUAUCUGCUGUUUGUCAUCAUGGAGGUGCUGGUACAACAGCGGCUGGUCUUCGUGCUGGUAAACCCACUAUCAUUGUUCCGUUUUUUGGUGAUCAAUUCUUUUGGGGAUCGAUGAUAAAUCAAAGUGGUGCUGGUCCAUCACCGAUCCCUGGUAAAGAUCUCACCAGUCACGAUUUGAUUGAAGCCUUCAAAUUUAUUCAUCAGAAUGAUGUUUGUGAAGCAGCUGAACGAUUACGUUUAGCAUUUGAUCAUGAAAAUGGAUGUGAAAGAGCUGUGCAAUCGUUUCAUUCUCGUUUACCAUUACAUAAAAUGCAAAGUGAUCUUCAUUCUGCUUUUGGUGCUUGUUUUUAUCUCAAAGAUUAUAGUUUACAAGUCUCUCGACCUGUUGCUCAAGUACUUUUAGCAGCUGAAAAGAUCAAAGAGAGUCAAUUAACCCUACAUUCAACUUAUUCUUGGCAUCGAUUGAAAAAUGAUGAUCGUCUUUCUUUACUUUUUCAUAAUUUCAUGCGACAUGAACAGAAAGCACUUCGUGCUUUAUUUAUCGAUACACCGGAAGCGCUAAAACGAGCCAGUAGUCCAAAACAUUUUCGGGAAGGAGCCCGUGAUAGUGGUGAAUAUAUUAUGAAAGGAAUUGGUCAUGCAUCGAUUGGCUGUUUGGCAUUUUAUGGUGAUAUUACCGAUACAUUGGAACGUUUACCCAAUGUCUAUCAUUGCUAUUCCUAUGCUGAACAACAUGAACGGCCACAAGUGAAUAAUCUUCAGUCAGGAAUGAAAGCAGCUGGACAUUCGUUGUGGUUUGGAUUUAGGGAUGGAAUUACAGGAUUAGUAAAGAAUCCUCAAGUUGGUUAUCAACAUGAUGGAAUUCGUGGUGUAGCAACUGGUACAGCGUUGGCCAUUCCAAAUUUAGUUUUAAAACCUAUUGCUGGCACCUUAGCAUCAAUAACGUGGCUCAGUCGAGGUGUCUAUGCCGAAGCGAUACAGUUAUCAGAACAGAAGAAAAACAAACGAGAUAUUCAAUUGAAAUUGAAUUCUUCCGAUGAACUUCGUCGAUCGAUGAUCGAUUUAACCGAUGCGACAUCACCUGAAGCUCGCGCUUCAUCCGAAUCAGGUUUAACCAUCGAUAUAUGUCGAACUAUCUUAGGAGCAUUCGAAGGAAUCCAAACUGAACGUAAUAAGAUGAACAAAUCAUCGAAAGAAACUAUAUCUCGUAAGCGAGUCGAGCGACAACGUAGUCAUUCAACGACAGCUCUUUAA
Didymodactylos carnosus is the source of this 2949-nucleotide messenger RNA. NCBI's taxonomy places the organism in Eukaryota, Metazoa, Rotifera, Eurotatoria, Philodinida, Philodinidae. The record is from the annotation of a GenBank genome assembly.